Messenger RNA from Macadamia integrifolia, 3214 nucleotides. RefSeq names its product probable LRR receptor-like serine/threonine-protein kinase At1g06840. The transcript is spliced from 21 exons. Gene Ontology annotation, molecular function: ATP binding; protein kinase activity; protein binding. Gene Ontology annotation, biological process: protein phosphorylation. The record is from RefSeq and is a predicted model, not a curated record. NCBI's taxonomy places the organism in Eukaryota, Viridiplantae, Streptophyta, Magnoliopsida, Proteales, Proteaceae. The coding region runs from base 107 to 2950 and encodes 947 amino acids.
UCAGAAGCCAUUCUUCUUCAGAGGUUCUUCUUUUAAGCUUUUGCAUUCCCAGUUUUUUGAGCAGUGGAUUCGAAUAUUUACCUGCAAGAGCUGUGAAGAGGGAGGGAUGUUGGAAGUGAAAGUUUUUGUAUUGGAAUCUGUUCUGGUGGUUUCACUUUGUUGCUUCACAAUUCCUGCUGCUGCAGAAAAAACUACCAAUCCAUCCGAAGUCAAUGCAUUACAAGCUAUCAAGAGUAAAUUAAUUGAUCCUAUGAAUCAUCUUGAUGCUUGGAAUAAUGGAGAUCCAUGUAGAACAAAUUGGAAUGGAGUUUUGUGCUACGAUACAGUUGGAGCAGAUGGCUACAAGCAUGUACAAGAAUUGCAUUUACUAAAUAUGAAUCUCUCUGGAUAUUUAGCACCUGAAAUUGGUCAGCUAUCCAAUAUUACAGUAUUGGAUUUUAUGUGGAAUAAUAUCGGUGGAAUUAUACCAAAGGAGGUUGGGAAUAUUUCAACUUUGCAGCUCUUGCUUUUGAAUGGAAACAAAUUAUCAGGUUCCUUACCCGAUGAGAUUGGCCAUCUUCCUCAAUUAAAAAGGCUCCAGGUAGACCAGAAUCAAUUAUCAGGUCCACUACCAAGAUCAUUUGCAAACUUAAAUGGAACUGAACAUCUCCAUAUGAACAAUAACUCUUUUUCUGGGCAAAUUCCACCUGAGCUUUCCAAAUUAUCAAAUAUUCUUCACUGGGUUCUGGACAAUAAUAACUUAUCAGGUUAUCUUCCAUCAGAGUUCUCUAACAUGCCGAACUUGCGGAUAUUACAACUGGACAACAACCACUUUGAUGGGGCUCAGAUUCCAGCUUCUUAUGGCAACAUGUCAAAAUUAUUCAAACUAAGUCUUAGGAACUGCAGUUUGCAAGGUCCUAUUCCUGAUUUAAGUAGGAUGGAAAAACUUCGCUAUUUAGAUCUUAGCUGGAAUCAUUUGAAUGGAUCCAUACCAUCAAAUAAGCUACCUAAUAAUAUCACGACUAUUGAUUUGUCAAACAACCACCUUAGUGGGUCAAUACCUGCAAGUUUCUCAGAUCUUCCUAAACUGCAGAACCUUUCACUUGCAAACAAUUUGUUGAAUGGCUAUAUUUCUUCUACCAUGUGGCAGAAUAAGUCCUUUGGUCCGACUGCAAGACUCACAUUGGAUUUCCAAAACAAUUCCCUUUCAAACAUUUUGGGGGACCGUAAUCCUCCUGCGAAUGUCAUCAUAAGGCUUCAAGGCAAUCCUUUCUGUCAAAAUCCAAGUCAAGAAAACAUAAAAUACUUCUGUGGACAUGAAGUUGGAGGCAGCAAUGCAAGCAGCAACCCAACCAACCAAUCAAGUGUUUGUCUGAUCCAAGAAUGUCCCUAUGAAUAUGUCCCCGAAUCUCCUUUCAAGUGCUUUUGUGCAGCCCCUCUUCAACUUGAUUAUCGUCUAAAGAGUCCCAGCUUCUCAUAUUUUCCUCCUUAUGAAGAUCAAUUUGAGAUGUACCUGGCUGAAUCCCUCAGUAUGGAUCCUUAUCAAAUCUUUGUUAAUUUUCCUAUCUGGGAACCAGGUCCCAGGCUAAGGAUGUACUUGAAGAUUUUCCCUGCGUACAACUCACAUGAAUUAAAUAAAAGUGAGGUUCUACGAGUCAGGCGCAAAUUUAUGACAUGGGAUUUUCCUACUGACAACUUUUUUGGGCCAUAUGAUCUGCUCAACUUCACUCUUUUGGGGCCUUAUUCUAGUGUGGAUAUCGAGUCCCAAAGGUCAGGGAUGAGCAAUGGUGCAUUGGCUGGCAUUGUAUUAGGGUCAGUUGCUUGUGUAGUUUCAAUAUCUGGUCUCUUUGCAAUUCUAAUUAUCAUAAGAAGACAGGCAACAAACUACCAACACUUGUCAAGAAAACGAGCAACAUCAAGUUUAAUCAAAAUUGCUGGCGUGAAGGACUUCACUUUAAAAGAAUUGGCUCUUGCUACAGACAAGUUCAGUGACUCAUCUCAAGUUGGUCAAGGAGGUUAUGGAAAGGUUUACAAAGGGGUCCUACCAGACAAAACAAUUGUGGCUAUAAAGCGUGCGCAGGAAGGAUCCUUACAAGGUCAAAAGGAAUUCUUAACAGAAAUAGAAAUUUUGUCAAGGCUGCAUCACCGGAAUCUGGUUUCUUUGCUUGGAUAUUGUGAUGAAGAAGGGGAACAGAUGCUGAUUUAUGAAUUCAUGCCUAAUGGCACACUGCGGGAUUGGCUUUCUGCUAAAUCAGAAGGUUGUCUGAGUUUCGUUGCAAGGUUGCACAUUGCAUUAGGUUCUGCAAAAGGCAUCCUUUAUCUCCACACUGAAGCAGACCCUCCUAUUAUCCACCGGGAUGUCAAAGCUAGCAACAUACUUCUUGACUUGAAGCUUAAUGCUAAGGUUGCUGAUUUUGGACUCUCACGGCUUGCACCAGUUCCAAAUGAUGAAGGAGCAAUACCUAAUCAUAUAUCCACCGUUGUGAGAGGCACCCCGGGCUACCUCGAUCCAGAAUACUUCUUGACCCAGACAUUAACAGCUAAGAGUGAUGUCUAUAGCCUUGGUGUUGUAUUUUUGCAACUCGUGACAGGGAUGCAAGCAAUAACACAUGGUAAAAACAUUGUUCGUGAGGUGAACAUCGCAUACCAAUCUGGUAUAGUGUUUUCAAUCAUAGACAACCAGAUGGGCCCCUAUCCCUCUGAAUGCAUCGAAAAGUUCUUGGCUUUGGCCCUCAGGUGUUGCAAAGAUGAAACAGAUGAACGGCCAUCAAUGUCAGAUGUUGUCAGGGAGCUAGAGAGCAUAAUUUCUAUGAGUUCAGAGUCUGAUAUGAGUUUGCCAGACUCCACAACAUCUUAUUCCAAAAAUUUGAUGCCAUCAUCUUCCUCAGCCUGUGUAUCAAACGAUGUCUCAGAUGAUGUUUCAGGCAGUGAUCUUGUCAGUGGUGUCAUGCCUAGCUUAACACCUCGCUGAAAAGAAAAGGAAAAGAGGGGCAAAAAUUCCCCGAAUCUGUGAUUCAGAGAUUUCAAGAAUGCAAUGCCUUUAUUAUUAUAUUUUUUUUUUUGGUAUGGUUAUAGUUUAUCGGUCUGGGCAUGAAUAUUCCUAUUUGGAUAGUUGCUUUUGAAGAUACAAUUGGAUGCAAUUGAGAAUGCCAAAUGGUUAUAUUUCUCGUUUUGGUUGUGUACAUGUUAUAGCAUGUUUAGGGCAAUGAAGCUCUUCAUGUGUUUAUUUUUCUUA